Molecule: messenger RNA, 720 nt
Organism: Fusarium coffeatum
Lineage: Eukaryota; Fungi; Ascomycota; Sordariomycetes; Hypocreales; Nectriaceae
Exons: 2
Coding region: 1-720 (239 amino acids)
Source: RefSeq, a predicted model, not a curated record
AUGUUUUCCUCUGGGUUAGGAGAUUCACGUGGUGCAGUUACCAAUACGCGACAAACUGUCUCCUCUGCGUCCCGUUCUGCUCCUGGCCCCCAGUCUGUAAACUAUCCUGUCGUUCUUCAAGUUGGUGCCGAUGAACCCUCCACCGAUCAGGUUUUCUCACUCGAUUACGGUUCCAUCGGCUAUAGGUCCGACGAUGUUCUUCAGCCACCCUCUUCCAAUGCUAUCUUGGACGGAUUUUACCGCUGUCUUAUUAUAGAGGCAUACAUCAGUAGUAUAUAUACUCUUUACUUCUUUUGGUCAGAAGACUCUUCAAAGACAUCCUCGGUUGAGUCUAGCACUAUUGACGACACUCUCGAUCAAAUCCCGGUUUUCGUGAAUUCCACGAAAGGACCACCGAACACACCCCCGCGCCACCGGGCAGACCUGGCAGUCACCCAAGACAAUGCUGAGAAGAUGCUUGCGCUACGAGUAUCCUUGGGGAACCCGGAGAGGAUCAUGACAAGAGAUGAGGCCAAUGCGAGACGCGACUUGGCAUUGCGACUACAGGCGGAAUUCGACGACAUUACGCCUGGAAACGAGAUCCACGAAGAUGACCUGCCGUUUAUCAUCAAGAGUCCUCGGCCUCGGAUCCAGUUCUACAAACACACGUGCAACGAACGCGCUUAUGCCUACAAGACUGUCUAUGCUUAUAUAUGUUCUACGACUCGCUGGAUGUCCUGA